Molecule: messenger RNA, 4154 nt
Organism: Zophobas morio
Lineage: Eukaryota; Metazoa; Arthropoda; Insecta; Coleoptera; Tenebrionidae
Product: protein strawberry notch-like
Exons: 10
Coding region: 274-3915 (1213 amino acids)
Biological process (GO): regulation of DNA-templated transcription
Cellular component (GO): nucleus
Molecular function (GO): chromatin DNA binding; histone binding
Source: RefSeq, a predicted model, not a curated record
GCCGGGAAGUUGGGGUGUUAUUAAGGUUAUGGCCUGUCGAAGAAAAUUAAUUUCUGCACAGUAAGAUGUACAUUUUGCAGUGGGUUUCAAGAAAAUAUCGAUUUAGUCCUUGCGUGAUUUACUCACCAUUCGUGCAUCGUCUUGAGAGUGACAAUCUCGUGGGUGUUUCAAACUUUGUGUCCACUGUGAUAACCGCCCAAGACUGGUGAACAUUAAACACGUUUUUCGUCAGAGUUUUGCACUGGUUUCUUUAUUAUUCACCGAAAAGACACGAUGAAGCCGCCAAUGCAUCGUAAGAAGAAAAUUGGGAAACCUCUGGAGCAAACUACCUUCCAUGGCACUUUGACAAAACCAGGAGGUGAAGAACUGGAUGGUUCGAGGUACCACAAGAUGAGGCCGCCAGUGAGUCGUAGGAAGAAAAUCGUGAAACCUCUGGAACAUGAUACCUUCCAUGGCACUCUGACAAAACCAGGAGAUGAAGAACUUGAUGGUUUGGUCGACGACGAAGAGCUCGGCGUCGCCGAAACCUACGCCGACUACAUGCCCUCCAAGCUCAAACUCGGCAAAAAACACCCCGACCCCGUCGUCGAAACCACGUCUCUCUCCUCCGUGGCCCCGGCGGACAUCUCCUACGAGCUCUCUCUCCCCGCCGCCACCAUCGACUCCGGCGCCCUUUCGGCCCUGCAACUCGAGAGCGUCACCUACGCCUGCCAGGCCCACGAGAACAUCCUUCCGGACGGCACCAGAGCCGGCUUUCUCGUCGGCGACGGCGCUGGCGUCGGCAAAGGACGCACCAUCGCCGGAGUGAUCUUCGAGAACUAUCUCAAAGGGCGCGUCAAGGCCAUCUGGGUGUCGGUUUCGACCGACCUGAAAUACGACGCCGAGCGCGACUUGAGCGACAUCGGGGCGGACUCGAUCGAGGUCCACCAGCUGAACAAGUUCAAGUACGGCACCAUCUCGACCUCGGCUCGGCCUGUCAGAGAAGGGGUUAUGUUCAGCACGUACUCGGCUCUGAUCGGGAAAAGCAACGUGAAUGGGGUGUGCAAGACGAGGUUGGAUCAACUGUUGGAGUGGUGCGGGAAGGAUUUCGACGGGGUUGUGGUGUUCGAUGAGUGUCACAGGGCUAAGAAUUUGUGUCCCGAAGGGGCGCUCAACCUCGACAAGAAGGAGACUAAGGAGAAGAAGAAGCCCACGAAGACGGGGUUGGCGGUUCUGGGGCUGCAGAUGAGCUUGCCCAAGGCGAGGGUGGUGUAUGCGUCGGCCACGGGGGCGUCGGAGCCCCGGAAUAUGGCGUACAUGGCGCGCUUGGGGCUGUGGGGGAAAGGCACUUCGUUUGCGACGUUCGACAAUUUUAUUGCGGCGGUGGAGAAGAGGGGGGUGGGGGCGAUGGAGAUCGUGGCCAUGGACAUGAAACUACGGGGUACGUACAUCGCACGACAAUUAAGCUUCCACGGUGUAACUUUUCGCAUCGAGGAAAUUCCUCUGACUAAAGAAUUCGAAGACGUCUACAACGCUAGCACGCAGGUGUGGGUAGAAGCCAUGGUGAAGUUUGAAGAAGCUAGUAGACUCAUUGUUAUGGACGGUGUACAGAAACAAAUCAUGUGGAGACUGUUCUGGUCCGCUCACCAGAGAUUUUUCAAAUAUUUGUGUAUAGCAGCGAAGGUUCGGCAGGCUGUAACGAUAGCCCACGAGGCUAUAGAAAGUGGAAAAUGCGUGGUGAUUGGUUUGCAGAGUACGGGAGAAGCCAGAACCUUGGAUCAGUUGGAGAAAGAUGACGGGGAGUUGAGCGAUUUCGUCUCCACGCCUAAAGCUGUGUUUGAAAAUUUAGUCGAAACACAAUUUCCUUCACUGGGUGGCAAAGAAAACCGAAAAUUAGAAAAACAUAAACUGCCAAAAAAUUUGUUUAAGUUGAAAAAAGACCCAGACGACGACGAAAAUCCGUCCAAAAUAUUAGGAAAACGCAAAGUGCGACAAAGUGCUCGCGUAACUGCAAAACGGAUGAAAAUUUCCAUGGAGAAAGAGAUUCCCCAAAAUCGGUCCAAAUACGUGCUUUCUGACGACGACAGCGAUGAAGAAAUAAACUCUCCAAACGAUAGCGAUUUCAGUGCCAACGAAAUUAGCGAAGGUGACAGCGGUUCUGACACCGACCUGUGGGAAGUUCGCGGGACGAAAUCGAAAGGAAAAACUACUGUGAAAGAGGAACCUCAGGACGACACCGAUUCCAAAUUAAUAAAGUUGGAAGAUAUAAAAACGGAAAAAGAGGAGCCGCAGGAAAAAACCUCUUACUUCAUGUCGUCCGUCAGAGACGUCGCCGCCAUGAAAGAAACCCUCUUGCAAGAAAUCGAACAUCUGGGCAAAAAACUUCCCCCGAACACCCUCGAUCAACUAAUUCACGAGCUCGGGGGAGCCCAAGUAGUCGCCGAAAUGACAGGUCGAAAGGGCCGCGUCGUGCACACGGAAAAUGGGGACGUCCAGUACGAAAGUCGCGCCGAAACGGGCGUCUCUCUAGAAGCCUUGAACAUGACCGAAAAACAACGAUUCAUGGACGGCGAGAAGAACAUAGCGAUUAUUUCUGAGGCGGCCUCGACUGGUAUUUCGUUGCAGAGUGACAGGAGGGUGAAGAACCAGAAGAGGAGGGUUCACAUUACGUUGGAGUUGCCGUGGUCGGCGGAUAGGGCGAUCCAGCAGUUCGGUAGGACGCAUCGUAGUAACCAGAUGAACGCUCCAGAGUACGUCUUUCUGAUUACGAAUUUAGCCGGAGAGAGACGAUUCGCGUCGAUCGUGGCCAAAAGACUGGAGAGUUUGGGCGCGCUGACCCAUGGCGACAGACGGGCGACCGAAACCAGAGACCUAAGCCAGUUUAAUUUUGACAAUAAAUAUGGGCGGGAAGCCCUACAAUUGACUUUGAACGCCGUAAAGGGCGACGAUUUCCCCCUGGUCCCUCCCCCGGCAGACUACCAAGGAGACUUUUUCAAAGAUGUGUAUAACGCGGCAGUCGGAAUUGGCCUACUGAAAGACAUCGAAAACAUGGGGUUACGGUUGACGUUCCAUCUCCCGAAACAGAACGUCAGCAUGGCCAAGUUCCUCAACCGAAUUCUCGGCCUGCCUGUGGACCUCCAAAACCGCCUCUUCCGCUACUUCACCGACACCCUCGACGCCAUAAUCUCGCGCGAGAAGCGCCUCGGCCGCUACGACGCCGGCAUCCAGGACCUGGGGACCGGCGGCGAAGUCGUCAAGCGCAUCCGCACCGUCACGUUCAUGCAAAAGCACGCCAUCGGCACCGCCCCCGUCGAGCUCCACACCUUCCACGUCGAGAGAGGCAUCUCCUGGUCGCAAGUCCUCGCCAAGAUCGCUAAAUUAGCGAAGAGCGACUACGCCUUCUACGUGUCGCGCUCGCUGCUGAACAACCACCACAGCGUGCGUCUGGUGGUGGCGGUGGAGCCCGCCGCCUCCAAAGAGACCGAGCGUAAAAGCGACCGGCUGUUCUUCGUCUACAAGCCGAACACGGGGUUGCAGUUCAAGAAGGAGAGGUUGGCGGACCUGGAGAUGAUGAAUAGGAAGGUGGGGGUUGAAGAGGCUGAGGUUAUCUGGAAAAACAUGUUUGAUGCGUUUUUGAAUACGUGUGCUCACGAGUAUUGGAAGGGGAGUUGCGCGACGAGGAAGGUGGGGUUCCAUUGCGAGGUGGGGAUGACGAGGAGGACGUAUUAUGUGCUGGCAGGGUCGGUGCUGGGGGUGUGGGGGAAGAUCGAGGAGGUUUUGAAGAAUCUGUAUUUUAGGAUGCAGGUGAUCAGGCUGAAGACGGAGGAUAAUCUCAAAGUUAUUGGUUUAUUCAUGCCCAGAAACUACGUGGAGCCUUUAAUUGAAGCCUUUUCAGAGAGUGCUGAAGAUGUUAACUACGCCCACUUUAUAGCUUAACUAUAUAUUGCCUAUAUAUUAUUAUAUUUUACACUUCAGACGUAAGUUCUAAAGCUUUUCUUUUUGUAGCUGCUGAGAGCUUUUCGUUUGUUUAAAUUUUUCGUAUCAUAAUAGUUCGUUGAUAUAUUUUACAGUCACUUUAUAAAGUUAACCAUAAAAAUCGAGUCAGUUGAUGUUGGUUGUUACCCUUAUAGUACAUGUAUCGUUUUGUUAAAAUAAAAAAUUCUAUAUUUUCGUAA